AUGUGUGCUAACCUCAAAAGCGAAGACCUGGUGCAGGCGUACGUUGACCGCUGCCGUGCAAUCAACCCACUGCUCAAUGCCAUCGUCGACGAAAACUACGAGCGGGCGCUGGAGGAGGCCCGGGCGGUGGACGAGCGCGUAGCCCGAGAGCUUCGAAGAGAGAAGCGCCCCGAAGAGCUGUCCGUCGCCGAGUACCCCUUCCUCGGAGUGCCCUUCACUACGAAGAACUCCAUUGCGGUGGCCGGGCUGACCUACUCGGGGGGAAUUACCGCCCGGCGAGGCGUCACCGCUGAGCGGGACGCCGUGGCCAUCGACCGCAUGAAGAAGCUCGGCGGGGCGAUCUUCCUCGGCGUGACCAACGUUCCCGAGGCGGUGAUGUGGCUGGACGGCUUCAACCUAGUGGACGGACAGACUAAUAAUCCCUACGACCAGUCGAGGAUUCCCGGUGGCUCUUCGGCGGGCGAGGGCGCCAUCAUUGCCGGCGCCGGUUCGGUCAUUGGGGUCGGCUCCGACAUUGGCGGCUCUAUUCGCAUUCCCGCGCACUUUUGCGGUAUCUUUGGCCACAAAACGACGCCCACUGCGGUCGAUCCGACCGGCGUCUGGCCGCCCUUUGCCUCGAAACGCAUUCAGCUCCUCUCGCUGGGGCCGAUGACCCGUUUCGCCGUUGACCUGCGGCCUAUGUUGAAGGUGCUGGUCGGCGAGCAGCGGCUGGAGCUGCCGGAGCGGCCGCUCAACUUCUCCACCCUGAACGUCUACUACAUGCUGAAAAUUGAUGACCCGUUUGUGACGCCGGUGGACGUGGAGAUUGAGCAGGGCCUCGACACGGUGAUUCGCUUCUUCAUCGAACACGGCUCGCGCACCAUUCCUCUCGACACGGCGCACAAGUUCCACGACCUUCGAUACGCCCUCUUCCUCUGGUGCACGGCCAUGAACGACCCGAACAAUCCCUCCUACCUCAACCUGCUCACCGAGGGUCGCCGAGCGGCCAUCAAUCCCUACUGGGAGCUGCUGAAGUGCAUGGUCGGUCGGAACAAGGAGUACACGGCGGCCAUCCUGACGCUGGGCAUCAGCGAGGAGCUGGGCUUUACCAGCGGCGAGGUGAAGAAGGACGUCUACGAGGCGAUGCUGGAGCGCCUGAAAAAGGACCUCCACGAGCUGCUCUCCACUGAUGGCGUGCUCAUCUGUCCCACCUUUCCGGAGAUUG
Molecule: messenger RNA, 1204 nt
Organism: Rhagoletis zephyria (snowberry fruit fly)
Lineage: Eukaryota; Metazoa; Arthropoda; Insecta; Diptera; Tephritidae
Product: fatty-acid amide hydrolase 2-like
Cellular component (GO): endomembrane system
Source: RefSeq, a predicted model, not a curated record